AUGACGAUGCCAAGGAAUAAGAAGAUUUUAGAAGAAAUUCACCCAUUAAAUAUAAUAAAAGAAGUGCAAAAAUGGCCAGUUUUGUACGAGAAAGACAACACGGAGAGGACAAACUUUUAUUUUAGGACCAAAGUAUGGAUGGAAGUCGCAAAAUCCUUAAUCCCUGACUGGGAAGAAUUAAGUGAAAUUCAAAAAGAAGUUAAAGUGUCGGAUCUAAGCAAGAAGUGGCGUAACCUUCGCGAUACGUUCCGAAGACAUGUGGAAGCUGAACGGCGGGCGCAGCGCACCGGCGGCGGAACGGAUUCUCCGCGGCGGCCAUACGUCUACUACAAACACAUGUCAUUUCUGAUGCCGCAUGUCGUUUCGCCGUCCGAUACAGGAGACAUCAUAGACGUCCCCGCGACCGAAACGCCGCGGCCACCAGAGCCUACACGCCUCAAGAAACGCAAGCGCAAGUUACAGCCAUGCAAUCAACCGAAGGCAGAGAAGAUAGAUGAAGACAAACAUUUUCUUAUGUCUCUGAUUCCCUCUUUUAGAAAGAUGUCAGACAAUGAGAAGCUUACAGCGAAGGUGGAAAUACUUAAAGUCAUUCAACAGGUACGGAGUUCAAAUGCGGGCAUAGAGUUUAGGAGCGCAGAUGUAUUCAUCGAGGAAGGGACAGAAGAGGGCAGUGGAGGGGUCAAAUUAGAGUUGCUACCUGAAGGGCAGGGCGAACCCAGCUACUCAGACACGGAUGACGAUGAUGAUUUGAGUUCCUAA
Pieris macdunnoughi is the source of this 759-nucleotide messenger RNA. The record is from the annotation of a GenBank genome assembly. Lineage: Eukaryota; Metazoa; Arthropoda; Insecta; Lepidoptera; Pieridae.